GGGUUCCCCAAACAGCUUCCGACGCCGUAUCGGGUGAAGUAGCAAAAACCCAAUUCUACUUUUCUUUCCUUUUUCUUCUUCCUCUUCUUCCCCUCUUUACUCUCUCGCCACCCACUGUCGACAACAACAACACUCUCCGUUCCCAUUCGCCGCAGAGUGAGUAGUUUGGGCGAAUUCAUGUGCGCCCGCGAGAAAGUUGUAGAGAAUCACAUUGAGUUUAGAUUUUGGUAGUUGGGGAUGGAUUCGAGCGACAGUGGUCGCGGUUACUCAAAGCGCGAGAGGGAUGACGAGGAUUGGGAGUUCAGCGACAAGAGGAAGGAUAGGUCUAGAAAGUUUGGUGGCAAUGGGGACGAGGGCGAGGGCUCCGACGGAGGCGCCCGGAGAAAGCGCUCUAGCAGGACUGAUAGCGACGAUUACGAUUCGCGCUCCAAGCAAGGGGCCAAGAAGAGGCAGGAGGAGAGCACGUUGGAGAAGUUGAGCAGUUGGUAUGAGGAUGGGGAAUUGGACGAGAAGGCCGCGAGGAAGCGCGCCGGGGACGGCGAUUUUCACGACAGUGUGGUGAGUAAGGAGGAUGGGAAGGGUGAUGGCGGCGGUGGUGGCCGGGAGAAGGUUGGGCAUGAGGCCCGGAGUUCGAGGAGGAAAUGGGACGAGGUUGAUGCUAGUAGUGCGAGGAGGUCGCAGGAUGAGAAAGGGGAAUUCAGGAGUGGGAAACGCGAUAGUUCUAGGGAUAGGGAGAGGAGUGGAUCUGCUAGGAGUGAGCAUGGGGAGGGUAAAGCCUCUGGUGCUGAUAGGGUUGUGAAGUCGAGCAGUAAGGAGGAGAGAAGGGGUGAAUCCGAGAGAGGGAAGAGUAAGGGGAAGUCGGAUUCGGUGGAUGCUGGGCGCGAGGAGAGGGUUGAGAAGCCCAGGCAUCAUAGGGCCGCUGCUGGUUAUGAUGGGGCUGAAACCUGGGAUAGGUCGGUGAAUGUGGAGGAGGAUGGGCAUGUGCGGGUUAGGGAUAAGAGUGCUAGAGAAAGUGGGAACUCAAACAGGUCGAGGACACCUGAGAGGAGCGGAAAACGCCAUCAAGAUUUGGAAAACUCUGAGGUGGAUUAUGAAAGAAGUGGUAGCUUUAAAAGGAAGGAGCAUGAAGGCGAUGGCUUUAAGGAUGAUAGAUCCAAAGGGAAAGAUGAUACAUGGAAUGACAGGAGGAAGGAUCGGGAAAGUUCGAAAGAAAGUUGGAAGAGGAGGCAACCGAGUAAUUCUGACAAAGAGAAAAAUGAGGAGGGUGCUUUUGAUGACAACAGAGAUUGGGAGUUACCUAGACAUGGUUAUGAGAGGAUGGACAAUGAAAGGCCUCAUGGACGGUUUGGUGGUAGAAAAGAUGUGAGUAGGGGGGAAGCUGUUAAAACAUCCACAAAGUUUGGGAUUUCGAAUGACAAUUAUGAUGUGAUAGAGAUCCAGACCAAAUUUUAUGACUAUGGGAAAUCAGAAUCUAUGUCCAACCAUACUAAGAGAAAUGAAGCUCAUCAGCAGUACAGUGCGAAAUCGGGUGUUAAUGAUGAAGACUGGGCAUAUCAUCAAGAUGAAAGAGGAAGGAAGAACGAUUUAUCUGGUGAUGAUCUGAAGGAGAGAUAUACAGAUGAUGACUAUGAUUUUUAUGGGGGAAGAGGAAGAGGUCAGAAAGGUGGUGUAUCUGCCCGCAGUACUGGUGGCCAAAGUUCUAGUAGUGGUGGCUCACAGCCUCAAUAUGGAAAUCCGGAGUCUGGUUCCUUUAACAGAGCUGGUCCACAAGGAAUGAAAGGUAACAGGGUUGGUAGAGGAGGAAGGAUUAGGCCUACUGGGAGAGACAAUCAGCAGGUUGGAAUGCCAUUGCCAAUGAUGGGAUCGCCCUAUGGACCUCUUGCAAUGCCUCCACCUGGACCAAUGCAGCCACUUUCACAUGGAAUGUCACCAGCUCCCGGUCCACCAAUGUCCCCUGGAGUCUUCCUUUCACCAUUUACUCCUGCUGUUUGGCCUGGAGCUCGAGGUGUCGAUAUGAAUAUUAUAGGUGUACCACCUGUGUCUCCUGUUCCCCCAGGUCCUUCAGGUCCAAGAUUUAAUGCUGCUAAUUUAGGGAACCCACCAAAUCCGGCAAUGUAUUAUAACCAGUCAGGCCCUGGAAGGGGAAUGCCCCCAAACAUCUCUACUUCUGGUUUUAAUCCUCCAGGAUCAAUGGGUCGAGGAGCACCACCUGAUAAAACUCCAGGGGGGUGGGCUCCUCCUAAAAGUAGUGGAACUCUUGGUAAAGCUCCUUCCAGAGGUGAACAGAAUGAUUAUUCUCAAAACUUUGUUGACACUGGUAUGCGGCCACAGAAUUUCAUUAGGGAGCUUGAGCUCACAAAUGUUGUGGAGGACUACCCUAAGCUUAGAGAGCUUAUACAGAAAAAGGAUGAGAUUGUUGCAAAAUCUGCAUCUGCUCCUAUGUAUUAUCAGUGUGAUUUGAAAGAAUUUGAACUAUCUCAUGAGUUCUUUGGUACAAAGUUUGAUGUCAUUCUUGUAGAUCCCCCAUGGGAGGAGUAUGUUCACCGUGCCCCUGGUGUCGCUGAUCACAUGGAGUAUUGGACAUUUGAAGAAAUAAUGAAUCUCAAGAUCGAGGCUAUAGCAGAUACUCCUUCUUUCAUUUUCCUUUGGGUGGGUGACGGUGUAGGUCUUGAACAAGGUCGUCAAUGUCUAAAGAAGUGGGGAUUUCGUAGGUGUGAAGAUAUAUGUUGGGUAAAGACAAACAAAAGUAAUGCAACUCCGGGAUUACGGCAUGAUGCACAUACUUUAUUUCAACAUUCAAAGGAACACUGCUUGAUGGGCAUAAAAGGAACUGUUCGUAGAAGUACUGAUGGCCAUAUAAUUCAUGCCAAUAUUGACACGGAUGUCAUUAUAGCUGAAGAACCUCCGUAUGGUUCAACACAAAAGCCUGAAGAUAUGUACAGGAUUAUUGAGCACUUUGCCCUUGGAAGGAGGAGACUAGAACUAUUUGGUGAAGACCACAAUAUCCGGGCUGGCUGGCUGACUAUUGGUAAAGAGCUGUCGUCUUCAAAUUUUAAUAAAGAGGCAUAUGUGAAAAGCUUUUCUGACAAAGAUGGGAAAGUUUGGCAAGGAGGUGGAGGAAGAAAUCCACCUCCGGAGGCACCUCAUCUGGUGGUUACCACUCCUGAUAUAGAAGCUCUUAGGCCAAAGUCACCAAUGAAGAACCAACAACAAAUGCAGCAGCAGAAUUCAGUAUCCAUUUCUUUGACCUCAGGUGGGUCAAACAGAAGGCCUGCUGGGAAUUCACCGCAGAACCCACCUGCACUUGGUGUCAACCAAGAUGCAUCAAACUCAAACCCUUCUACUCCAGCUCCUUGGGGUUCACCUCUGGAGGGCUUCAAGGGACGUGAAGCCUCUGUAUUGCCCGCAGAUGAUAAAGUAAUGGAUAUGUACGGCUUUCAUGGACCACCAUCUGCGGGCUAUCUAGAUUUUGAAUCUUACAGACAAAUGAAUAUGUUGUAGCAUAACUCUUAAGGAUAAAGUUGCUUUAUGAUAAUUUUGUAAUUUUUCCCCCCAGUAUUUAAUGGGAAGAAAAAAGAAUUCUCAUUCUACCUAUUCAUUCUUUCUGCUAGCAUUGGCGAUUCAAUUGUUUAACCCGGGGGAAUAAAAGAAUGCGUCGGAUUACUGUAAAAUUAGCUCCCAUGUAUUAUUUUAUGGAAUGCUUA
Molecule: messenger RNA, 3704 nt
Organism: Vigna unguiculata (cowpea)
Lineage: Eukaryota; Viridiplantae; Streptophyta; Magnoliopsida; Fabales; Fabaceae
Product: Methyltransferase MT-A70 family protein
Biological process (GO): mRNA modification; methylation
Cellular component (GO): RNA N6-methyladenosine methyltransferase complex; nucleus
Molecular function (GO): mRNA binding; methyltransferase activity
Source: RefSeq, a predicted model, not a curated record